AUGAUUUACGAAAUUCUCGGCGUUCAUCCGCGAAUUACUGAGUCGCUCUUCAUGUGCAGAUCUGACUAUGUCGACAUCAAAUACUAUCGGCAUCACCAGCUUGCGAAUUAUUCUUCGAAAAAAAGAUCACCCUUAUCAAUCAAAAUGAUCCUGAAAGCUGUCGUCAUAAUACACAGCCAUGGGGUCAGUCAUUCGGAUCUUGCACUCCGACAGGUUUUCCAUGAUGAUGAUUUCCAUGUACGACUUGGCAAAUUCAAGCCUUCCCAGUGCCCAGGCCCUCUAGCAUUAGGCUACGAGAAGGUAUCACAUGACCUGUCAUGA
Molecule: messenger RNA, 321 nt
Organism: Penicillium macrosclerotiorum
Lineage: Eukaryota; Fungi; Ascomycota; Eurotiomycetes; Eurotiales; Aspergillaceae
Exons: 2
Coding region: 1-321 (106 amino acids)
Source: RefSeq, a predicted model, not a curated record